Dovyalis caffra is the source of this 558-nucleotide messenger RNA. The record is from the annotation of a GenBank genome assembly. NCBI's taxonomy places the organism in Eukaryota, Viridiplantae, Streptophyta, Magnoliopsida, Malpighiales, Salicaceae.
AUGGUCUUCCAAAACUCGGAGGGUGACUACUACUGGUCUCAUGGGUUGAUAUCAGAUGCUACUUACGAACUGCUAACUUCAGUUCAAUUUCCUAAUGCAUUUGAUGAUUACAACGCCAUUGGCGACAUUUAUAUAUCAUCUGGUCAAUCAUCCAGUUACCCCUUUAGACGGAGGUUUGAAGUUGCAUCAUCCACUCAAUCGGUACAAGAACAUCUCAACGAGAAUAAAGAUGCUGAAAAUGUAGAUGUUUGUGUGCAAGAAAAAGCAUCUAAAUAUUUGAACAGGAAAGAUGUGGAAGAAGCUCUUCAUGCGCAGCUUGUUGGAGUCGCCAAAUGGGCAGGUUGCAGCGGGGUGAUGAAUUAUGAUAAAAGAAACUUUGCGAUACCUACAAUUAAUAUUGUGGGCUCUCUGGUUGUUGGAUGGACAGAAGUUUAUGGAGACAUCCUAACAUUUGCGACUAUCCGAGGAGCUGGACACUUAGCACCAUUGACAUCUCUGACGAGAUCCCUUGCCUUAUUUGCAGCAUUUCUAUCUGGGAAACCCUUUCCAGAGGCAUAA